Molecule: messenger RNA, 4011 nt
Organism: Megalops cyprinoides (Indo-Pacific tarpon)
Lineage: Eukaryota; Metazoa; Chordata; Actinopteri; Elopiformes; Megalopidae
Gene: sec62
Product: SEC62 homolog, preprotein translocation factor
Exons: 8
Coding region: 108-1412 (434 amino acids)
Biological process (GO): post-translational protein targeting to membrane, translocation
Cellular component (GO): endoplasmic reticulum membrane; endoplasmic reticulum
Source: RefSeq, a predicted model, not a curated record
AGUCGUUUGUGUGGCAAACCCACCUUCAGAUCACGUUCUCGCUUUCUCUCGCGGUAGUAUAUCUACUGUCGUGACCACGUCACACUGAGACACCGAAUCGGAGGAACAUGGCGGAGCGCAGGAGACACAAGAAGCGAAUCCAGGAGGUCGGUGAACCCACCAAGGAGGAGAAGGCGGUGGCCAAGUACCUGCGCUUCAACUGCCCCACCAAGUCCACCAACAUGAUGGGCCACAGGGUGGACUACUUUGUCGCCUCCAAAGCAGUGGACUGUCUCCUGGACUCCAAGUGGGCCAAAGCAAAGAAAGGGGAAGAGGCCUUGUUCACUACCAGAGAGUCUGUGGUGGACUACUGCAACAGACUUCUGAAGAAGCAGUUCUUCCACCGGGCCUUGAAGGUGAUGAAGAAGAAACCAGAGAAGGACCCUAAGAAGGACAAGGAGAAAGAGAAGGGCAAAGGCGACAGCGCAAAAGAGGAGGAGAAAAAGAGCAAGAAGGAGAAGGAUAAGAAGAAGGACAGCGAAGCCAUGGACACUAAGAAGGAGAAGACCGAUGAAAGCCCGGGGACUCCGAAGAAGAAGAAGGACGUGAAGAAGAAGUUCAAGCUGGAGCCACACGAGGAUCAAAUGUUCUUGGAUGGCAACGAGGUCUACGUGUGGAUUUAUGACCCGGUACAUUUUAAAACCUUUGCCAUGGGACUGAUUUUAGUUAUUGCGGUCAUCGCCGCCACCCUGUUCCCCCUGUGGCCUGCGGAGAUGCGAGUGGGCGUGUACUACCUGAGUGUGGCGGCCGGGUGCUUCGUCGCGAGCAUACUCCUCCUGGCAGUCGCUCGUUGCAUCCUGUUCCUCAUCAUCUGGGUGGUGACCGCCGGCCGCCACCACUUCUGGUUCCUGCCCAACCUGACGGCGGACGUGGGCUUCAUCGAUUCCUUCCGGCCGCUCUACACACACGAGUACAAGGGCCCGCGCGCCGACGGCAAGAAGGCGUCCGGCGAGAAGGCCAAGGCCGAGCCCGCCGCCAAGGCGCAGAAGUCGGACAGCGAGGAGCGCUCGGACAGCGAGAAGAAGGAGGACGAAGGCGAGGAGGAGGAAGAGGAGGAAGAGGCCAAGGCGGCGGCAGCGGUGGAGACGACGACGACGGCGGAGGAGACCGCGGGGGCGGCUGGCGAGGGGCCGGACGCAGAGCGGCACUCGGACACGGACAGCGACCGCAGGGAGGACGAGGGCUCGCAGCACAGCAACGGCAACGACUUCGAGAUGAUCACCCGGGAGGAGCUGGAGCAGCACACGGAGGAGGAAGAGGGGGAGGAGGAGGAGGAGGAGGAGGAGGAGGGGGAGGAGGAGGAGGAAGGCGAGGGGGAGUACGAGGAAGAGGAUGACGACAGCGAGGCUAAGCCGGCGCCAGUGAAAACAUAAAGCGGUGUGUCCAAGCGAUGAACUUCUGCGGUCCGCCAGGGACGCUGCUUCACACACUCAGAAGAAAAGGGCCACCCAUUUUCCCUGUUGGUUUGAGAUCUUCCACAAAGAAUUCCGAUCACCCUCCUGGUAAUUUCGACUGAGGACAGAGAAAAAGAAAACACAACUGAGACAAAGAAGCCUUAUUGUGGUUCUGAAUCCAUUUCCCCUUCUGUAAGAAGACAUGAAAUGACAAACUGUUGUGCUUGUGUAAAGAAUUUACCCCCUGAGGCUAAUCUCUCUUAAAUCCCAUCCUCCAACACUUCAUUGAGUUUUUCCAGGGUUGAUGAAAUGGUUCCCGUUUUAAGAAUCCAUUAACCCAUGUUAUCAAGCCGGUUUUCAAAUCUGUCCAUUUGUGGAGAAAAAAAAAAACAAGAAACAAAUUGCUCAUCAUUGCUACGAAGUAGUAACGUGUACGCAUGGUUUUUUCCUUGGAAGUACCAGUAUGUUCUGUGUGUGAACCAACUGUAAUUAUUCAAAUUCAGAAAUGAAACUACACAGCUAUGUGACUCUCUUCCUGGAGGGACAAAAACCUAACAGGUUUUCCAGCUCAUAUUAAACAGCUAACACACGUAAGAUUUGGGAAGGGUGUGUACUGUUCAAUUAACUCUAAUAACCAGAAUUGUUGGCUGAAGCAGGUGGUUAUUGUCUUGAGCAGGCAGAAACCAUGAGAGCACUUUGGUCCUCCAGGACCAGAGUCUGGUAGCCCUGAGGGAAACUGCACAACUGUGCAUAGUUUGUUUGUUGCCUAGUGGUAAUUUAAAGCCCACGAAACACUUUUAUUUUGUCUUUAUUUUAAGGCCGGUCCAGGAAGGGCAAAUUGUGAACUUACGUGCAGUUGGUGCAGCCACACCCCCAGAUCACACAGUACUUGUUUAGUCGGACCAAAGCUUGUUUGAUGCUCAUGAUCUGUUUUUUUUUUUUGUAAGAAAUAAGAUCAUCUUCUUUAGGACCUUUGUCCCUGUCUUUCCUUCUCCUUUCCUUCUCUAGCUACCUGGCAUGGAAGAGCUUGCACCAUUGUGCACAACCUAGUACAGAUAUGUUAUGCCACAUCUUAGGGUGUUAACCUGUGCUUGAAGGUACUUUUUCCUACGAUCAGACAGCCACAGGUGUGUAUUGUUUUGGGGGGGGGGCAUGUAUAUGAUUGUGGUGGAAGAGUAGGCAGGUGUGCAAACACUGCCCAGUGUUCUUGCAUAUACCUUUGACCCCAGCUGUGCUAUUACCCAGAGUGCUUUGCAGAAGCUUCUCACAGUGGCUGCUCCCCCUAAAGACGAGAUGCGUUCCAGUCCUGAUCGUGGAACAUCGAGGCGAAAAAAUACCACUGCACAGCUAGCUGGUUAUAAUGGUGGUAACCCUUUGCAAGGAUUAAAAUAUUUAAUAUAAGGUCAAAAGAAGUUUACCUUUUGCAUAUGACAAUGAUGGGAGAAGCAACAUGCAGAGAAUUCGUUAUGACUUGAAUACGGAUAUUGAUUUGAAGGCUAGUGCCAAAUGCAGCAAGCAGGCGCUGUGCUUUAGGAAAGUAUCAAAUGCAAGCAAGGAAUUUUGAUAAAUAUCAAGUUUAAAAAAAAAAAAAACUGGUCACUUGUCACCUGCAGUCUCUAGUAUUUAAGGUAAAUGUGUCCUUUCUUGACAGUUCAUGCACAAUGAUGAUCACAACAAGCCAGAUUUCAUUACGUAAAAUGUUGAUGUGACGCACAUCGGCAGGAGUGUUCUGCUUGCGCUUGUCUGACCACAUUUGUCGGCUUGUACCGAGUCUGUCAGUGAUUUGUCAAUUCGGCCAGCUGCACUGGCGCGAUGGUGCAAAGGUUCCAUCUCGCGUAAGUCUAGGUAGUCGUGUGGUUUCCGAUAUGCCAUUUUUUUUGUCGAGUUGUGAUGAAAUUGACGUCUUUACUAACUUGCUGGCGAUUAAAACCUACCUUUGAAACCUGGUGGACUGGGUGGGUCCAGUAUAGUUCUGUAGUAUGUAUGCAUUUUAUUUUUGCUAGUAAAUUUUAGGUGUUCCUUCACCAUAGUGUGGAGAAUUAAAAAAAAAAAAAGUACUUGUAAAUUCAAAAUUUAUAUAUGAUUUCCACAGAUAUAUUCAAGAUACUCAUAUUGACCGUUCAGAAAAUAGCGAGUCAACUUGAAAUUUAUAUAUAUAUAUUUUUUUGCUCUUUCACCAUUUGUUGGUCUUGUGUUGUUUGGAGCAUUUCCAAUCUCUGAAUGACCACCAAUAGACUUACUGUAGGUAGUGCGUCACCAAUACUCGGAACUUCAAACCAUCUGGUAUUUAACAUCAUUGGAUUUAUGUUUCAAUAGCGUCUAUGUAGCUACGUCAUGUAUUCAUUUCUGCACACAGAUCGCCUUUAAGUGCGUGGACAAUAACUGUGUUUGUUUGUGGACGGUAGCAAUGCAAGGUUUUAUCCAUGGGGCGCUGUUGUCCAGCAACUGGAGAUGUGAGAUCUUAAGUCUGCCAUCCUGGUGUUAGCUUUUACAGUAACUUUUCAGAGCGUUAAAUUGAUGCUUUUUUUGGGGACAAAAUUUCCUCAUUGCACAAGGACAGACCCAAUGUAGACCCCCA